AUGAUGAGACAGAACCGCCUCCCAGCAGCCUACUACCGCGGCGGAACUUCCCGCGCCGUCAUCUUCAGAGCCCAGGACCUCCCCCCAGACAAGGAAAAAUGGCCCGCCAUCUUCCACGGCGUGUUGGGCAGCCCUGACGCUGAAAACGGCCGCCAGCUUGACGGCAUGGGCGGUGGAAUCUCGAGCCUGUCUAAGAUCUGUGUGGUCGGCCCGUCCACGGUCGGCGAGAGGGCCGACGUCGACUAUACCUUUGCCGCCGUGGGCGUACGAGACAGCGGUGUUGACUAUAGCUCCAACUGCGGCAACAUGAGCGCCGCCAUUGGGCCGUUUGCCGUAGACAGCGGCAUGGUCACGCCGCAGAGGGCCAGAGAUCAUGGCAACCAUGACGACAACGACCACGACGGCAGUCAGGAUGUGGUGGUCAACAUCCACAACACGAACACGGGCAAGAUCAUCCGCUCGACAUUUCCCCUUGUCGACGACGGCGGCGAGGCUGCGGCGUCUGGGGACUUUGCGAUCGACGGGGUGGCUGGGACUGCGGCACCGGUCCGGCUGGACUUUCUGGACCCUGCUGGGUCGAGGACAGGACGUCUGCUGCCGACUGGUCGUGCGGCGGACACUGUGGAGGGUAGCCAGGCGACGUGUAUCGAUGUCGGGAACCCGUGCGUGUUUGUCAAGGCCGAAGAGGUCGUUGGACAGAAGAUGCCUGAGGAGGGCGACGACGACAAGAAGAGCUUCAUGCCACAGGACAUGGAGAAAGACUUGGACCUGAUGAAUCUCCUGGACACAAUCAGGCGGGCGGCCGGGGUCAGGAUGGGCCUGGCGGGUCAGCCAGCCGAUGUGCCCGAGAGCGUUCCCAAAAUCGCCAUGGUGUGGGUGCCUCAAUUUCGACGACGAGAUGAUGGCGAGAUGAGCCCCGAGGAGAAGGAGAAGAAGAGGGGGAAAUCAGCAGGGGAUAUUUGCGUGCGAGCCUUGUCUGUGGGACAGCCACACAGAGCCGUGCCUGUCACUGUAGCGUUGUCGCUUGCUGCGGCUGCAGAUAUCCCUGGGUCAGUUGUUCAGCAGUGUCUUGAUCAAGUGUCCCACCCUACUGGUCUGCUCAAGGUUGAUGCCAAGUAUGAUGCUGGGGGGAAAUUGGAGAGUGCAGCCGUAUACAGAACGGCCAGGAGGUUGAUGGAGGGCACGAUAUUCUGGAAAUAG
Molecule: messenger RNA, 1200 nt
Organism: Cryphonectria parasitica EP155
Lineage: Eukaryota; Fungi; Ascomycota; Sordariomycetes; Diaporthales; Cryphonectriaceae
Exons: 2
Coding region: 1-1200 (399 amino acids)
Source: RefSeq, a predicted model, not a curated record